Messenger RNA from Phasianus colchicus (ring-necked pheasant), 2356 nucleotides. RefSeq names its product TERF2 interacting protein (gene TERF2IP). Gene Ontology annotation, molecular function: telomeric repeat DNA binding. The record is from RefSeq and is a predicted model, not a curated record. Gene Ontology annotation, cellular component: shelterin complex. Gene Ontology annotation, biological process: telomere maintenance via telomere lengthening; protection from non-homologous end joining at telomere. NCBI's taxonomy places the organism in Eukaryota, Metazoa, Chordata, Aves, Galliformes, Phasianidae.
GCGUGCAGAGCGCGGAAAUGGCGGCGCCCCCGCGGAAAGUGUUCGUCUGGGAGGACGGCACCCCCAUGCGCUUCUACAUACGGCCCGGGUUGGCCAAGCUGCGCCUGGCGCCGCUGCUGCUGGCAGGGGGCGCGGGGCUGUGCCGCGUGCAGGAGCCGGGCGCCGUGCACCUGGCGCAGCCCGGGGAGCCGGCGCCCGACGGGGCUGUCUCCACCGAGUACGUGAGAGCGUGCGUGGAGAGCCAGCGGAGGCUGCCGCUGGACCGCUACUGGCACAGCGGCCCCGCGCCGCUCGCCGCCUCUCCGCGCGGCCGCCUGCCCUUCACCGAGGCGGAGGACGCGGCGCUGCUGCGGGCCGUGCGCGAGCGGAGCGGGGCGCGGGUGAGCGGCACGGCGCUCUGGAAGGAACUGGAGUGCGCUGGUCUGACGCGGCACAGCUGGCAGGCCAUGCGCGACCGCUACCUGCGGCACCUGCGGCCGCUGCACCGGGAGCCCCAGCGGACGGAGGAGGCCGCGGCGCCGAUGGGCAUUUUCGAGGCAGCGAAUCGGGAGUUCGAGAGCUCCGAGUCAGGAAGUGACACCACAGACACUCCAGAUGAACUUCCUAUGCAAAAUGGAGAAGGAAUGCUUCCAGGUGACACAGCAUCUGGCUUGAAAACUGGACUGGGGAACUGUGCUCUCCCUGCUGCUCAAGGAGAAAAUAAACGAACAAAUGUAUGCCCUGAUUCCAGCAAGGCUAAAGAAGCAGCACAAAUUAUUCAGCACUUCGCGGAGGAGUUCCACAUGGACCUGCUCACUGUUACACAGGCCUUUCUGAAAAACAGUGGUGAAGUGGAGGCUACUUCAUACUAUUUGCAUGCAGGGCAGCGCCUGGAUGGGUACCCUGUGUGGAGCAGAGAGGAUGACUUAGAAUUGCAGAAGGAUGAUGAAGAUGUCAGAAGUAAAUUGAUAGCAAAAUUUGGAGCCGAAAAUGUAGCAAGGCGAGUAGCAUUUAGGAAAAGUUAAAAUAGGAAAGCAGAGUGAAAUGACUGAUCUAGGACUGUGGCAAUAAUUUGCUUGUUUGUUUUUUUUUUAAGUCACUUCAGAAUAGUACUUUAGAAUUUUCCAUCACACUUGCAUUUCUAAAAGUUCCAGAAAUGCUUUAAAAUAAAGCUUAUAAAAGGUUGUUGUACUGUGUUCAGAAUAUACUGAAGUGAAAAUGGUGGAGAGGUCCUAUCCAGUAUCAAGUUUUCGCACUGCAAAUUUGAUUUUAAACUGUAUAUCUACUAUAUUUUUCUUGACAGUCUGACUUGUACUUUGCUGUAUGCAAAGGAUUUUGAAUGGGCUUGGCUAAAUCUUAUUCAGUUCUCUAAAGCUUUAUUAGUAUGCUGUCUGUUUCAUGUGUCAUUUAAGAGUACUGCAGGCAGUCAUCUAAACCUGCUCUGCUGGCUGUUUUCAUUAUCUUUUUGUUGUUAUUAAUAGACCUUGAUUAGUAGCUGACAUGUGGCAAAGAUACCACUGAAAAUUUAGUGGCCCAAAAAGAGGGUCAAAAGCAUUCAAGCAAGAACUUAUUUGAGGCACUUGGUCUAAUGAAUCAAUGUUGAGAUUGGGAAUGGCCAAAAAUGUUCUCUGGAACAUUGUAGUAAUCAGUAUCAUAUUACAGUGAUUUCUCAAGCCAGCAGGCAGUCACUGGUAUUUUUAUUACCACUUUAAUAUGUAUUCUCCAGUGCUAAUACUGCAGGAUUUGCUUAAUAGCAUUAAAUGUGUCAUCUGGUGUUAUGAUUUCAAAAACAAUGAUUAGCUCUUUCCUGGCUACAGGUUGAAGAGUCCCAGACUCCUCAAUCUAGGUGAAGUAAUUUAGCAUCCAUCUCAGACUUGAAGUAAAAAAUGUGUUCAAAGUAUCAGCUGUGUUGUUUGAAGGAGUGAGAAAAUAAUUUCUAAUAUAUGGUCACAAUCUAAAAAAUUCAGUUAUUUAAACCUGAAAUUGUGCUCUGGACUCUAUUGAAAUGUUAUUUGAACAACCACUCAAAGCAACAGUUUGUCACUAGUGGUUUAUAACUCCUAUAAGUCUGGAAUUCAGUCAUCCUUUUGGUGAAGUAAAAUGGCCUUAUAAAAGCAGAGAUUGAUAUUUUUCUACUAUUACUGUUAUAUAUUUGUAACAGUUAUAUUUACUAUUUUUGCUUAUUGCACUAGUACACUUAGUAAGAUUAAGCUGAAUUUGGAAAUUGCCAAGUCUAAGCUGAAUUCCACGUUAUCUUGAAAGUCAGUGGUAAUUUCGUGCACUGAGACUUCUGCUUCAGAAAAUGGAUGUCUUGAAACACCAACUGACUGCCUUGUAGUAUUGACAAAUGUUAACAAAAUAAAUGCCAGAACUUUAA